Messenger RNA from Pungitius pungitius (ninespine stickleback), 1839 nucleotides. RefSeq names its product OX-2 membrane glycoprotein-like. The transcript is spliced from 7 exons. Bases 18 to 965 code for a protein of 315 amino acids. Gene Ontology annotation, cellular component: cell surface; neuronal cell body; axon. NCBI's taxonomy places the organism in Eukaryota, Metazoa, Chordata, Actinopteri, Perciformes, Gasterosteidae. Gene Ontology annotation, molecular function: cell-cell adhesion mediator activity. The record is from RefSeq and is a predicted model, not a curated record. Gene Ontology annotation, biological process: heterotypic cell-cell adhesion; negative regulation of neuroinflammatory response.
AUCCGUAUGCAGUCAGGAUGUGGCACCGUGCAGUCAUACAUCUACUUUGUGCCUUUGGAUUCUUUCACAAAGGUCAAACCUCUCUGGUCCAAUGUCAGCACGAUGUGUUAGAUGCUCUAGGAGAUAACACCUACUUGAGCUGUUGGUUGAUGCAGUCUAAAGAUGUUGUGCAAGUCACGUGGCAGAAAAUGAUUCCUGGUGGGACGAAGGAUGUCGCUUCUUACAACAAACACUUUGGUCAGAAAGUGACUCCUGGGUUUCGGGGAAGAGUGGAGUUUAAAUCUGAUGGACUGCAGAACAGCUCCAUAGUGAUUAGAAACGUGACUGACCAGGAUGAAGGAUGCUAUCGUUGUUUGUUUAACAUGUACCCCGAUGGUGCAUUCACUGGAAUAACAUGCCUCCAGCUCUAUGAGCUGCAUGAACCCUUUCUACACGUCAGAGAGUCACUCUCUGCUGAAGAGCUAGUCGUGUCCUGCUCAGCCACAGGUCGACCUGCUCCCACGGUAACGCUGACUGUCCUCCACCACAACUCCACCAGCGUCACCAACACCAAUGGAACAGUCACCGUCACCACUACAGCUGUGCUGUCUCGUCUCCAUGACAACAGCCACCGGGUUGGAUGUGCAGCGCGAGUGCUCUCCGGUCGUCAGAUAGAUGUGUAUGAGAUGAUUCCUGAGGUCACACUGUCGCCUCCUGGUGGUUUAGAUGUUGAAUCUGGAUCUGAUAACAGUGAUUUCAUUGUUCCUUUGAUCACUGGUUUGGUCGUCAUAGUGAUCUGUGUUGCUGCUGCUGCUGUCAUUGCUUUUUGGCUUAAACAGAAACACCAGAACCGUGAGCCACAAAGGGACCCCGAGGACAACAAGAGAGACACUAAUGAGCCUGUAACACCUUUGAUGUAUCUGGAAAACAUGAAAACCGUGACGAAGCAGAACGUUCUGUGCGAUUUAAAAGAAACCGUUUCCUGAACAACACAACCCAGAAGACUGAAAGACUGAAAAAGAAAAGCUGAUGGAAACUCUAUAUAUCUUAUAUAUAUGUUUUGAGAUAGCAUAGAGAAGUUGUUUUCUAUUGUAAAUGUUGAUGAUCAAUUCAUAAUUUAAUAUUUCCAGCAGAUAUAAAUGUUUCAGGUUCACGGUUUGACUUGUUUACUUAUUGUUCGUAAUCAACUUUUACGUAGUACAUGUGUCUUGGAUUCACUAUGACUGCAACAGUGGGAUAGAAGCUAAAGAGAUUUUAACUCUCUGGAGGUCAUGUGACUGAUUCAUCUCAGUUCAUUCUAAGUACUGUGGUCUUAAGGGAACCUUUGUUGUUAGUCUUCAGGGAAAGGACGGUGGUCUUCAGGGAUUGCUCUUGUUAUCACUGUUGCUGUGUUGCUCAUUUCAAUGAUUAUUGUUGCUGCUGCAGUUACACUUGUUCAGGCUUUGGAAUUUAAUGUUUCAUUGUCAGAAAAAAAUAAAUGUUUAAUUUAAUUUAAUUAAUGUCACUUGGAUUAAGUGUGACUGCAACAUAGUGAAUGCCUCUAACAUACUAAUGUACUAAUUCUCAUCACAGAAUUUGGGAGUUUUAAAUAUAUUUAUGUAUGUAUUAUUAAAUGUAUUAUUUUGCAAGCCAAAAAGGAAUAGUUCAUGCUGAGUUGAGUUAUUGCUCAAUGGACGCUGAUACACACUUAUUGUGAAAUUGUCACGGUUUGGGUUUGUUUCCUGUUUUAUUUUUUUGUUCCCUGCCUCUUGUGUCCCUGAGUUAACUUUACUUCCUGCCUUGUCCUGUCAUCCCCUGUGAUUGUCUGCCAUGUCCCUUAUUGUUUCUAUCUGUAUCCAAUCACCUGCACAUCCCAGUGUA